GGGAAGGUCUUUGGAGUAAGGUUUUUGCCUUGUGAGUGGAGGGGUUUGGAGCCAGGGAUUUAGUCCCUGGGAGCCGGUCUAGGUUUGCUUUUUGGCCGGACUGUCGCAUGCAUUGGAGGCGUGAUCAGAGGGUUCUCCUGUGGAAUGUCAUCAGUGGUUAUGUGUGUAUGAGAGGCACCCAAAUGCCUUAGAGGAUGGUGGGAUAGACACUGCUUCUUGCUGCUCUGGUGCCCUAUGUCCACACUAGACUGUCUUGGUCUAGUCAUCAGCUGUCAUGCUGCCUGUGUGGUGGUUUGUGAGUGCCAAGGGGUGAGCUGCGUGCUGGGUGUGUAGGGCAAAGAUGUGGCUAGCAGUGCUCCUAGAGGGAGGUGGUUCUCCACCUCUGCACAGGGCUGCUGAGGUGGGAAGCCAUUCUCUGUGAGUGCAGCUGGGGAUUUCGGCUGCUCCGCUGAGCGGGCUGGAAAGCACUGCCCAAUUAACAAUCCUGCUUUUUGCCCGCGCAUCUGCCCUGGACGUCCAGCCCUGGGUUGGAGCAUUAGAAAUGCUGCUGCUGAGGGCCAGAGCCUGAGAAUAAUGGACUGGAAAUGUUAACUCCUCUUCUCUUCUGUAUUUGCUCAUGAGCUAAACAUGAAAUUGCAGGAGAUGGAGCCUCUGGCCUGCAUCAGUUCAGCAUCACUGAGCCUCUGUCAUGGCUUCCAUCAGAAAACAAGUUAUUCUCUCAAAUGCACAGGUUGCUCUGAGUUGCAGAGCUCCUUGGGCAGCAUCAUUCUCUGCCCCCUCCCCAGGGCUGCCACUGCCAGACCCUGCCCACUAUGAUGUCUCUUUCCCUGCCUGUGUCCAGGGCUGUCCUGCUGCAGGCUGCUGAACCUUCUGCAGAGAGUAGCCAUUGGCCUUUGCUUUGGGUGUCCUGGGCUCUGUCUUCCUCAAGUUUCCCCUUCGCUUUGCCUGCUCUCCUAGGACUGGGGAUGUUCUCACUAUUGUGCCCGGAGGGGUGCGUGCAGAGCGGUGAGGUGCCACCUGCCCCAGUGGCCAAGUGAAGCCUUUCUCCCCACAGCAUCCUUCACACACACCCUCUCCAAAUCCUCCAUCCCCUCAACCAAAGGGUUAGUCUUUAAUGCACAGUCUUUGAUCUCUGUGGUUCUCUCUGCUUCUGGGACUGACACGGAAACUGCCGCAGCUCCUCCUCCAGGCUGCUGCUUCACACGCUGUAGCCACCCCCGCCCUCUCUCACUACCAAAGCAGAAGGUUGAAGCUUGCCAUGCUAGAAACCUGUCCUCUCUGGAGGGAAGUCUGCUGAGGAAGUCUGGACAGUGUGGGCCCCGGGGCUCAGCUCCUUCCUCUCCUUAGGGCUGUGUGUGAUUCAGACCCCCAGAGUCUGUAGAGGAGCAGGGACCUGUGAUCCAAGAAGGCACUGUCCCGGCCAUGCUGCCAUGGGCGGGGGUGCUGGGCUUCCUCCUGCUGCUCAUCCUCCUGCGUGUCUGGGUUUGGGUCCCAAGCAGCUCUGGGGCCCAGCUGGUCUGCAAGCCCUCUGCGCUGGCUUCCUACCUGGAGAGCCAGUGUCAGGCCUUGAAAGGCCUAUGCGAAGCCAGCUGGCCAUGGAGGGCUCUCCCCUCCCUGCAGACACUGGCCAGUCUGAUGGGGCCCCUGGAUAGCAGGGUGCAUUUCGUAAGGACCUAUCUGCAGCUGAGUGAUGAGGGGCUGGUGGCUCUGGACUGGGCAGUGGGGCCAGCACAGCAGGAGAGGAGGCAGACAUCCAGCACCUGCAGCGCACCCGUCCUGCUGCUUGUCCCCAACUCCUUCGGGAAGGUCACCCGCAACAUCAGCAAGCUGUGUCACGUGGCGCUCCUUCAUGGCUACCGUCCUGUUGUCUUUAACCGCCGUGGUCAGAAUGGCUGCCCCCUAAGCACCACCACACUGCAGCCAUAUGGCGAUCCUGCUGACCUGCGAGAAGCCAUCCAGUACAUCUGUUCCCGGUGCCCAGGGGCCCUGCUCUUUGCAGUGGGGGAGAGCACUGGGGCAGGGCUCCUGUUCUCCUACCUGGGAGAAUGUGGUUCCUCUAGCCAUCUGACAGCUGCUGGCUGCAUCUCCCCCAUCUUUCACCCUCGGGGCUGGUUUGAAGCUGGGUGCCCCUGGCUAUGGCAGCAACUCUUGCUCAUGUCCCAGAAGGUGUGGCUCAGCCGGUUUGCCACGGUGCUAGGGGAGGUUCUGCCCCUGGAUCGUUUCUUUGAGGGCCAGUCACUGAGGGAGCUGGAGGAGGUCUUGUUCUGCCAGUCCCAGACCUGGGACUUGUACUGGGAGAGGAACGACUCCCUACGGGAUGUGGAUGAGGUGGCAGUACCAGUGCUGUGCAUCUGCAGCCAGGACGACCCUGUGUGUGGGGUCCCCAGGGACACUCUGCCCUUUGAGCUGUUUGAGACAAACCCCUACUUCUUCCUAGUGCUCACUCAGGGAGGCGGACACUGUGGCUUCUUCAAGGAUAGCCUGUGUGGUGCCUUCUGGAGCCAUGAGGUGCUGCUGCAGUUCUUCCACACCACUGUGGAUUUCCUCCUCACAGAGGAUAAACUGAGGGGCCAGGCCAAGAAGAGAGGGGACAGGCCGGUGCUGAAGGUCACCCAGGGCAGAAGUGGCUGCAGGCAGGAGUCCUGCUGCCCCCACAAUAGCCCUGACAUUUACCGCUGGCAGCGCUCCUACACCCGCUGACAGCUGGUCUUCACUCGGCACCUGGAGGAUGAUCUGGUGAACGUUCCCGAGAGCCCCCGUGUAUGCUUGGAACUGUGACUCUUUGUAACAAGAACUGGGCCAUCCCUAGGGUGGUGCAGGACCCGGGCCAGAAGUGACGAGGUUCAUCUCUUCCAGGACCGACCACACCGGCCAAUCGCACUGGCCUGUGGGGCCUCCCGAAGCACAGGGCCCGGUGCGGUCACCCCAAUUCACACUGUCCAAGGGACGGUUCAGAACAAGAACAUAGUAUUUCAGUGAACAAACGGAUCAUGUUAGAUGAUAACAGCAGCGUGACAAAGGUGCUGCAUCCUGGCUGGGUGUCAGCAUCUCAGGUGCUGCCCUGUCAGAAGUGGUAUUUGUGUCCCAGUGCCGAUGGCUCCUGGUCAUGGUAAUGUGAUGUGUUUUUGUGCCUUUGCUGGUGGUUGCCAGGUGCUGUGAUGUCCCAGUGCUAGAAGAUUGGGGCCCAGCCAGGUGCUGUGCUGCAAUGGAGCAGAGGGGCAUGAAUGAUUCUUAUUUAUUUUGUAGCACCCGAAUUUGUGCUUGGUGCUUCAUGGAAGCCGUAUAAAGACACAGGCCCUGCUGCAGUGAACAUAUCUCUAGGUUUUACAUGUGUCCAAGCAAAUGGUAGCUGAGAGGUGGGAGGGAGGCCAAGGGCUGCAGCAGAAUGAUCAGGGGUGACUCAGGGUCACUGCCUGGGCAGCAUUUUGGGCCUGUUACUUUUUUUCCAUAUAAAAAUAAGGACAGUAAAGCUCUAAAACAGUAACUGGCAUAGAUUCCCUUCCUGAGGCUGGGACUGCUAUACGUAGGUGGGUGAUGCAGUGCUAGACACUCCUGGGUCCUCAUCUGUAAUGCACCCCUGGCGUGUAGUCGUACCUUCUUGCCGGUGUGUGCAGGCUAAUCCUUCAUUAAUGUUACAUGACAAGACUAAAGGAUGCUUGAAAUGUUA
Molecule: messenger RNA, 3667 nt
Organism: Gopherus flavomarginatus (Mexican gopher tortoise)
Lineage: Eukaryota; Metazoa; Chordata; Testudines; Testudinidae
Product: protein ABHD15-like
Exons: 3
Coding region: 1423-2700 (425 amino acids)
Molecular function (GO): short-chain carboxylesterase activity; monoacylglycerol lipase activity
Source: RefSeq, a predicted model, not a curated record